GAAAAUCCAUCAGCCAAUCAGGAAGCAGGUUGCCUUUUAAAACUCAGCCGGGAAACUUGGAACCACCAAAACAAACGUCGUUUUGCUUGCGUAGAGGAGAAACGCUUUUAAAAGCUAACGUACAGACAUGGACACCAUGAUUUACCUGGAUCAGGAGAACGGCAGACUGACCACUCCAGCCAUCAAGUCUCGCCAGAACAGACUGCACUCUGCUCCAGAUCAGUGCUUGAGAACACCUCUGACAGGAAAGGCACGUCUUGGCGCUCCUCUGCAGUCCAGCCGUAAAGCUUUGGGUGUCAUAAAUAAGGUUGUUGCCACUCCAGCAGCCUCUCAUAAAGCAGAGGAGAAGACCAAACCUGCUGAAGCCAAGUGUAAGGUUCCUGCUCAGCCAGCUAGUGAGGAGUUGCCAGAGAUUGAGAAGUGUUUCCCAUACAAUCCAAGCGAGUUUGAGACCUAUGGUGUUCCAGAUGAAGUCUACCUCAGUCGUUUCUCUCUGGCUGGUUUGGGAAAACCGAUGUGGCCGACUGCUUCACCUGUGGAAGAGCUGCUUAUGGACCCAUGUUUGCCACUCUCACCUUUAAAGAUGCCCAGAGCAGUGGAAUACGAUGACGAAAUGGAGGCAUUCCUACAGACGAUCAGCGAGCUGACUGUUGACUUGCCCCCUGAGUGUGAACUCUAAACUUUGUGGAUUAACUUUGUACUUUUUAAAUUGUUUGCUUUCUUUACUGUAUUAAAUGUUUCAUGAAACUUCUGUUUGUAUGUUAGUCUGACGCCAAGCGGUCUUUGUUUAAACUUAACUGGGUCAGUUCCUCAGUAGUGUUAAGAUCUCACUAAAGGUGUUGUACGUCAUUAAACAUU
Sinocyclocheilus anshuiensis is the source of this 858-nucleotide messenger RNA. Its product is annotated as securin-like. The transcript has 6 exons. The coding region runs from base 128 to 679 and encodes 183 amino acids. The record is from RefSeq and is a predicted model, not a curated record. Gene Ontology annotation, biological process: homologous chromosome segregation; chromosome organization. NCBI's taxonomy places the organism in Eukaryota, Metazoa, Chordata, Actinopteri, Cypriniformes, Cyprinidae. Gene Ontology annotation, cellular component: nucleus; cytoplasm.